Messenger RNA from Microstroma glucosiphilum, 3389 nucleotides. RefSeq names its product DUF221-domain-containing protein. Gene Ontology annotation, cellular component: plasma membrane. NCBI's taxonomy places the organism in Eukaryota, Fungi, Basidiomycota, Exobasidiomycetes, Microstromatales, Microstromataceae. The coding region runs from base 67 to 3264 and encodes 1065 amino acids. Gene Ontology annotation, molecular function: calcium-activated cation channel activity. The transcript has a single exon. The record is from RefSeq and is a predicted model, not a curated record.
CGAUUGUGGCAUGGCUUAGUAUCACCCUAGACCUGCCAAUCCCCUUCUACGGUCUGCCUGCCCGCCAUGUCAGAAUCGCCCGGCGAUAGGCCGGACAUUGGACUGCCCACCACGCGCUCCUUUACCGGUCCAUGGCUCUCUCAGCAGCUCCUACUCACCUUCCUCCUCGGUCUGACCUCCUUCGUCAGCUUCUCCCUCUUGGUCAAGCGCAAGGGUUGGAGAAGCUAUCUCGCUCCUGUUGGGAGACAACCUGUCCUGGCGCAGGGUGAAGAUCCGCAGGCGGAUGACCACAGGCUGAAUGACGGGUCGAAGUUUCGUGUCGGGAGGGUGUUGAACUCGAUGGGACUUGAGUGGCUCGCCACGACAAUCUAUACUUCGGACUCUGCCACUGCGUAUCUGGCUGGACCUCCAACAUCAUCUAUCGAUACGCUACACCUCCUCAAAUUCUUCCGAUUCGGCACACAUCUCUUCCUGUGGCUGAGCAUCUGGUCGCUACUCAUCCUCAUGCCGGUCAACUACAGAGAGCAUGGCUGGAUUGAUGGAGUGAGGCCGGGGGACGAUGAGAGGAAGGGAGAGGAAGGCGGAAAUGCCCUAUACCGCCUUGCUAGCGCUUUCAAAGGACAUGCAGAGCCCGAGGAUCCGGUUCCUGUGCCGCCAGGACCAACACUGCCUGCACUCAAGGCUACGACUCUUUAUGACAGCACGCAUCUUUUCACGACCUACUUCGUUACAGGUGCACUUUUGUACCUCCUCACAUCACAUACCUCAUCCUUCCUCGCUCAGAGACAACGUAUUCUACACGCCCUACACUCAAGUCUCGUAUCGCGCUCAAUCCUGGUCCGCUCUCUGCCUCGUAGCUUGCGCUCUUCAGAAGCUCUGCAGAAUUACUUUGGCACUACAUUGCAGAUGUCUGCUUGCAAUGCGUGGGUCUUGCCCGAUGUAGGGAUGGGCCUUCGAAAGCUGCUCAGAGAUCGAGAACAGGCAUUGCGCAAUCUCGAGAGUGCGUGGGUGGCAUGGGUUGGAAAUCCGGUGCGGCCGGAGAUGAGCGCAGAAUGGCAGCCAGCAUCGAUUGAAGAGAGGAUCAAAGAGCGCAGCAAGGCCAUCUUGGCGGGUGAAGAGUUGCUACCUUCCCGUGGAUGGCUAGUCGAGACUGCCGAUUCUGGCAAUGGUACCAUUGCGCUUGGGGAGAGGGAAGACGAGGAGACACCGCUGCCAUCGUCAACUAGCGCGAACUCAGCGGUAGACGACAGAGUUCCCCCAAUCGAUAGCGACCCGGCAUACGGUCCGCCCUCCUUCGCUCACAAGCGCCCAACUCGUCGCUUACACUACUUCUCGCGACAGAAGGUAGAUCUGCUUGCGGACCUUGAAGCACGUUACCUCAAGUUGGAUGUUGCUGUUGCCCUGGUCCGCAAGAAGAUGGUCGAAGGAGACUGGAAGGCAAUUGGCGUAGGCUUCGUCGAGUUCAGAGAGGUCAAAGAUGCGCUGGUGUCGGCUCAGGCUCUCUUCUUCGAGAAGGAGGCCACUUGCCGCUCUGUGAUGGCACCCGACUGUCGAGAUAUCAUCUGGCGCAAUGUUGGCGUUCCUACUGGGGAGAGGCGACUUCGUCAAUUUUUCAUCAGCGUGUGCAUUACGCUGCUCUACCUCUUCUACUUGCCUCCCCUGCUCUUCUUGGGAUCAUUACUCUCACCAGCAUUCCUCAAGAAGUACAUUCCCGAUGUCUGGAAGAUCUUGUCUGUCUCACCUCGUCUCGAGGCACUGGUGAGCACAUCUCUCCCGUCUCUGGUGCUCGUUGGGUUCAACGCUGGUCUGCCGAUGCUGCUGGAAGCUACGUCCAUCUGGCAGGGAGUCAAGACCAAGAGCGGCGUCGAGAUGAGUGUGCUGAAGAAGUAUCACAUCUUCCUCGUGACUUCGGUCAUCUUCAUCUUUAUCAUCACUGGGACUGCAUUCGGGGUACUUCUGGAUCUCAGCGCGAAUCCUAUGAGGAUCUUGGACAAGCUGUCCUUGUCGCUUCCCCUUGCCAGGAACUUCUCCCUGUCGUACAUCAUCCUGCAGGCUCUGACGGUGCUGCCACUGCAGUUGCUUUCUCUGGCGACUCUGAUGAUCUCGCCCAUCUACGUGGUCGCUGCACGCACUCCACGAGACCAUGCAGAGGCGCAUGCAGCGCCAAUCUUCAAGGCAGGAACAGUAUACCCUCAAGCUCUCAUCGUCGCUACUCUUGGCCUUGUUUACGCCAUCGUCAAGCCGCUCGUGACGAUUUUCGCCACCCUGUACUUCGCGAUCGGGUACAUUGUCUUCAAGUAUAAGCUCCUCUACGUCUUCUACCCGCCACCGAGCUCGACGCAGCAGGCACUCACGAGUGUGACACGCCCACGCAUGAUCUUUGCCAUCUUCCUCUUCCAAAUCUUCCAAUUGAGCCUGUUCUCCGUACACGGACAGGUGCUCAUGGUCGUUUUGACGCUGCCGCUUAUGGCCACAACGGUCUGGUACGGAAGAUUCCUGGACAAGAGGUUUGAGAAGCUGGAGCUUUUCGAAGCUCUUGAGGGAGCUGUGCUAGCUGAUGCAGCGGAGGCGAGGGGAGGGUUCACAGAUGGGGAUGUAGCAGAGGGAAUAGCGACUCCCGACGAUCGCAAGAGGAAGCUCAAUACGGAGGCGGACGCAGCAAUCAGAGGUGACGCGAUGACUCCUCCUUCUGGCGGAGGCAACGAAGCCCACUGGGGCUCCUCGACGGACGAUGAGCAAGACGAGCAGCCUUGGUCAUUCAGCAACCGAGCAUUUGAGACUGGCACCUCGACCCCCUCGGAAGUCAGCACCCCGGUGCUGAACGCGAGCGCAGCUGGUGGAUCUUCCAGUAGCGGAAGCGCUCUGGGCAGGCAGAAGAAGAUCUGGUCAUCGCCUUUCGCCAGGCUGGGGCGGAAGGGCUCUUCGCAGCGUACCACCACACUGAAAGCCGACACUAAUCGCCAGCGAGCAGUCUAUCAUCGUCCCGAUUCAAAGUACACAAACUACCGCGAGCCCUCUUCUGAUAGCGGAAUCGACUCUCUGCCUGGCCUGUUGGAGCGCGCUUCUGCGUCUAGCUUCAGCAGGUCCGGUAGGAGGUGGUCUAGCAGGGCGCAGGAUAUUGGCGAAGAGGAAGAAGAUGUGGGCGAUGAGGAAGAUGAUGAGGUGGAGGCGGUCGCGGAGGACGAGCAGCUGGAGACCGAGGAGACGUACGAACAUCCGGCCAUCAGGGGAACCUUGAAACAGCUGUGGUUGCCAAGUCGUUAGGGUGGGACAUCACGAAUGAAAGAAUCGCCAUAUCCGUGUUUUCAUUUCGCACAUGGUGAUUUACUGCGUAGCAAUGAUCUAUUUCGUGCGUCUCCACUCAGAGAAGAAGAUGUCACCUACGAUGC